AUGCCUGGAUAUCAUGACAUGAUUGAUGCUGAAAUUGACUCACGCCCCUGCUAUUACACCUACAACCAUGUCCAACCGGGAUAUUACCCUUGCUAUCCUCCUUCCGUCAAAGCAAUAUCGCACUGUUGUGGAAUCGGCUCUACAUGCUUGGGAGACACGCUAUGCUUGAGUAGCGACGGGCCUAUGUAUAUCGGUUCAUGCACAGCCAAGGACUGGUUCAACAGUACGACUAUUCCGAGUGGCUGUCCAAAAUACUACAAAUACUGCGAAGGAAAGAUAGGCGAUGAUAUAACUAUCACUAUAUGCGACGUCAAACCGGAUAAAACUUGGGAAGCCUGCUGCGGGGCGGGCCAGGGCGCUGCCUCGUGUUGCAGUUCGGACAAAUUCACCAUCGGCAAUUUAACACACGAGUACGCGGUGCAACGACCAUGGAAUAUGGAUAACAUCUCUAUUCCAUCAUUGCUACCCACGGGACCUUAUUUGUCGGCCACUUCGACUCCAUCGAGCACCACAUGCGACUUGCCAGACCUGAGAUCUUCCAGCACUCAAAGAGCGCAAAUUGGUGUGAGUGCUGGGCUCGGGGCAUCAUUGCUUGUGACCUUGGGUCUGCUGUUUCUGGAGCGGCGAAAACGGCGGCAGGCUGAGGCUAGAACCACUCAGCAAGAACUCUACCCGCCAUUUGGCCAGCAAGAGCUGCGCCGCGAUACCUUGUGCAGUUACGAAGUUGAUGCGAACUCACCGACUGUCGAGCUUUCUUCACAAAGGCCGGUCCAAGAACUACCUCACUGA
Molecule: messenger RNA, 789 nt
Organism: Macroventuria anomochaeta
Lineage: Eukaryota; Fungi; Ascomycota; Dothideomycetes; Pleosporales; Didymellaceae
Exons: 3
Coding region: 1-789 (262 amino acids)
Source: RefSeq, a predicted model, not a curated record